AUGCGUUUCGUUCCGUUAAUCUUGAUAUUGAUUUUUAUUUUCAUCUCAGAAGUUAUAGCAACCAGCUCAGAAUUCGAAGAAAUUCGAUUGGGAAAAUAUGAGCCGCGAAUAAGCGCUCAAGAAUUGCUCGAUCGGAUUUUCGAGUGUAUCAAAAAACAAAUGUGCUAUGAUAUUUUAGUCGAAUGCGCUUGGAAUUUAUCAUAUUAUGAUUGUGAAGGAAAUAUGCUUGAUUCUUAUACUUUGGUGAAUUAUUACCUCAGCAAACAUCCGAUUUAUAAUGUGAAACCAAAGAUUCUCGAAUUUUCUAUGAAAGAAGACGGAUUCGAUGAUUAUAAAGUUGAACUUGUUGUCAGAUAUUUCACCAAACUUUGGAGAAUUAAUUUGCGAUAUAAAAUAUUUACACUUCGUCGGAAAGUAACAAUUUUAAGUUGGGAAUGUUUGUCCAAAUUUGUUCCGAAAACACCGAGUUAUUCUAAUGAAUACGAAGCAAUUGAUAAUUAUUUCACUGGUUUUUGGGAGCCAACAAAAACCUUCAAAUAUCAAACAUGUUAUGGUGAACAAUUAUCGAAUCUUGAUGAUAUUUCAUUGAGAAUUUUUCGCCAAAAUCUUCAGAAAUCAUACAAAAUAAUAAAUGUGAUUUCGGGUCUUCGAGAGAAAAUUGGAUUUUUUGGUUAUUUUUUUGGUAGACGUGAUUCAUUUGUACAAUGUGAGAUAAUUGCAAACUCACAGAAACAUUAUUUGGAAUUUGAUUCAGAAUGGACAUUGGCAAAAGGAUUGGAAGGAGAUUGUUUAUGGGUUUAUGAAUAUGACAGAGAAAGAAAACAAAGAAUAAAUGCUCUGGGUUUUAACAUUACACGUGUUAAUGCAACAUUUUCAAGUUAUUCAUAA
Messenger RNA from Caenorhabditis angaria, 888 nucleotides. The record is from the annotation of a GenBank genome assembly. NCBI's taxonomy places the organism in Eukaryota, Metazoa, Nematoda, Chromadorea, Rhabditida, Rhabditidae.